Equus quagga is the source of this 711-nucleotide messenger RNA. RefSeq names its product synaptonemal complex protein 3 (gene SYCP3). Gene Ontology annotation, biological process: meiotic cell cycle; spermatid development. Gene Ontology annotation, cellular component: synaptonemal complex. The record is from RefSeq and is a predicted model, not a curated record. Lineage: Eukaryota; Metazoa; Chordata; Mammalia; Perissodactyla; Equidae. Bases 1 to 711 code for a protein of 236 amino acids. The transcript has 8 exons.
AUGGUGCCCUCUGGAAGAAAACGUGCCGGGAAGUCUGGGAAGACAUCAAUGGAGGAUCAGAUUAUAAGAGCCUAUGACUUUGAAAAAGAUGAUAAAAAAAUUCUGAGUGGUUCAGAGGAAGAGGUUACUGAAGGGAAGACUCCAGUAAUUGAUAAGCAUGGGAAGAAAAGGACUUCUGCAGGAGUAGCUGAAGAUGUGGGGGGUGAAGUACAGAAUAUGCUGGAAAGAUUUGGAGCUGACAUUAACAAGGCUCUUUGUGCCAAGAGAAAAAGACUAGAAAUGUAUACUAAGUCUUCUCUCAAAACCAGUAACCAGAAAAUUGAACAUGUUUGGAAAACCCAACAAGAACAAAGGCAGAAGCUUAACCAAGAAUAUUCUCAGCAGUUUCUGACUUUGUUUCAGCAAUGGGAUAUAGAUGUGCAGAAAGCUGGGGAACAGGAAGAAAAACUAGCUAAUAUGUUUCGACAGCAACAAAAGGUUUUUCAACAAUCUAGAAUUGUUCAGAGCCAGAGACUGAAAACAAUUAGACAGUUAUAUGAGCAGUUCAUAAAGAGUAUGGAAGACUUGGAGAAGAAUCAUGAUAAUCUACUUACUGGUGCACAAAAUGAACUUAGAAAAGAAAUGGCUAUGUUGCAAAAGAAAAUUAUGAUGGAAACUCAGCAGCAAGAGAUGGCAAGUGUUCGAAAGUCUCUUCAAUCCAUGUUAUUCUGA